Molecule: messenger RNA, 1918 nt
Organism: Syngnathoides biaculeatus (alligator pipefish)
Lineage: Eukaryota; Metazoa; Chordata; Actinopteri; Syngnathiformes; Syngnathidae
Gene: ltb4r
Product: leukotriene B4 receptor
Exons: 3
Coding region: 586-1701 (371 amino acids)
Biological process (GO): neuropeptide signaling pathway
Cellular component (GO): membrane
Molecular function (GO): leukotriene receptor activity; G protein-coupled peptide receptor activity
Source: RefSeq, a predicted model, not a curated record
CCCCCCCCCCCUUGCGCCACCGGUUAUGGUUGGGUAAAGCUCUCUGACCCAACGAGAUCGAAGACGGCAUCACAGUCAAGCCGUUAUUCAAUUCUCAUCCCCUUUGUCAUGUUCUUGAACAAGGUCACCAAAAUAUUACAAACGGCUUCUGGUUUCAUGCAAAUUACCCAAAAAUGUAACCUCUUUGUGGAAAUGUCAACAAUAGACGCUCGUUAGAACGUGCAGGUGACGUUCGGGCCCAAAAAGCCCAAUCAGUCAAUCGUUGCGUUAUGAGUUUACGUAAUAACUAACGCCAGAGUGUGCGCGCGCGACCGGUCGUGUCAACGCAAAUUGCGUCCUCGCAAAUUGUGAGCGGCAGCCCGAGAGAAUCCGUCUCUUCGACUCAGGUAACGUGAUUUCGUCGUCUGGCACUUGUCGACGUUUAAGAACGUCUACCAUCUUUUUAACCGCACACAAGGAUGUUGCAACGAGACUAAAGUGGAUCAGUUUGCCGCUGAGCUAAUUCAACAUUUCCUGUUUCCUCUUUGGUCGGUGAAAGUUUGCAGUUCAUAGCGGCAGAAGUCAAAGCGUUGAGUGGACGAAGCGAUGGUGUCCAAUACCACCGCCACCUUCUCGCUGCCGGUCAGCACCUCGGCCAAAGUCGGGAUCGCCAUCCUGACCUUGGCCUUCUCGCUGGGCUUCCCCGGAAACCUCUUCGUGGUGUGGUCGGUCGUUUGUCGUGUCCGCAAGCGCUCGGUCACGUGCCUGCUGGUGCUCAACCUGGCCGUGGCCGACGCCUUGGUGCUGCUCACGGCGCCCAUCUUCUUGCGCUUCCUGGCCGGGGGCCGGGGGUGGGAGUUCGGCUCGCCGGCCUGCAAGCUGGUUCACUACCUGUCCAGCGUCAACAUGUAUGUGUCCAUCUACCUCAUCUGCCUGAUGAGCAUGGAUCGGUGGCUGGCCGUCACCAGGCCUUUCCUAUCCCAGAGGAUGCGGACGAAGCGAUCCCUGCUGAUUCUCCUGCUGGCGGUCUGGGUCACGGCGUUCCUGCUGUCCCUUCCGAUGCCCUUCUACCGCAGCAAUCUGAGGAAAGUAUUCCCGAACAACGUCACGCUGAGGUUUUGCGUGCCGUACCACUGGCAAAGCGUAGGUCACCGGGUCUUCCAGUACACCUUUGAGACCGUGAUGGGCUGCCUGGUGCCCUACUCCCUCAUCAACACCUGCUACUCGUCCGUCAUCUGCCGCCUGCAAAGCGCCAUGUUCCAGCGGCGGGGCCAAGGCAGCCGACUGAUCCUCAUGAUCAUCUGCACCUUUGCGCUUUUCUGGCUGCCGUAUCACAUCGUCAACACCAUCGAGGUGAUCGGCCUUUUGCAAGGCAGCCGUUCGACGGUGGAUGCCGCCCUGGUGGCCCGUCCCAACGUCACCGCCUUCGCCUACUUCAGCAGCGCCGUCAACCCGAUUCUGUACGUCUUCGCCGGCAGCUCCCACAUCCGCCAGGCCGGCCUCAGCUUCAUGGGCAAGCUCUUCGAGGCCACCAACUCGGAGACCAGGACCACGUCCACCUUCGCCCGCAGCGGACGCAGCAGCUCGUCGCGGGAAGACGGCUCGGUUCUGCACACGCUGUCCGUCAAACUGGGGAAGCCGUUCAGAGGCAGGCAGGGAGACGCGGAGACGAGAGAGAUGAAUCAGGCGGAACUGAAGACUCUGGCAAGUGUUGAGCCAUGAGAAUUGCUCAUGUUACAGAUAUGACCAAUUUCCUUUCUGGUUCUGAUUGGCCAAGUAUUUCUUUCACCCGUCAAUGUUUAUUAUUGUCCUCGUGGUUGUAGUUUGGAGUCGCGUAAUACUGCAACGGGGGUGUGGACGGACACUUCCUUUUUGUCUUUCGUCGCAUGCCUCACACUUUUCAUGUCCGGGAGAAUCUUUGCAUGUUUUUAAAGCACGA